UUUUCGCGUGUUUUGUUCCCCGCCCCGUUUGCUUUUUUCCUUCCACCUGUCGCUGUAAAUCGUGCAAAACAUUGAACAGCACCGGAAAACCGCCGUUCAUACGAUUUUCCGGCGGGUCCGCGUCAUCAAAAGUGUGAAUUGUGGUGAGUUAAUGUGUGUGGUGGACUGUACACCCCUCGCUUAUCGCUGGCGUGAAAAAGUGUGAAAAAGGUUCGAGUAUUGUGACAAGUGGCGGUGACGCGAAAAUCCCCCCCCUUCGUCCACACUUAAAAGUGACGAAACACAAGGUGAUUGUGAUAUUGUGAUAUUGUACACAACAGCACACCUCCCGAUCACGACGGUAACGAUCAAAGGAGGUGGCGAGACUGUAUCGGCGCCGAUAGCAAGGAGCCAGGAAGUAUCAAUCAACAUCAAGGCACCCCCCAGGAUAGGUGGAGCACCGUCCAAAGGCACAAUCGGCCACAAGAUGCCAGACUUUUACAAAACCGAGAUCAACAAAACGGAAUGGGAAGUUCCGGAAAAGUACCAGAUGCUGACGCCGGUCGGUAGCGGCGCUUACGGGCAGGUUUGCUCGGCGAUGGACACGGAACACAGGGUGAAGGUGGCCAUCAAGAAGCUGGCCCGCCCGUUCCAGUCGGCCGUGCACGCCAAGCGCACCUACCGCGAGCUGCGCAUGCUGAAGCACAUGAACCACGAGAACAUCAUCGGCCUGCUGGACGUGUUCCAUCCCGGCGACAAAACGCUCGAGUCGUUCCAGCAGGUCUACCUGGUCACGCACCUGAUGGGCGCGGACCUGAACAACAUCAUCCGCACCCAGCGCCUCUCGGACGAGCACGUCCAGUUUCUCGUCUACCAGAUCCUGCGCGGCCUCAAGUACAUCCACAGUGCCGGCAUUAUCCACCGGGAUCUGAAGCCGUCCAACAUCGCGGUGAACGAGGACUGCGAGCUGAAGAUACUGGACUUCGGGCUGGCCCGGCCGACCGAGAACGAAAUGACCGGCUACGUCGCGACCCGCUGGUACCGGGCGCCCGAAAUCAUGCUCAACUGGAUGCACUACAACCAAACCGUCGACAUCUGGUCGGUCGGCUGCAUCAUGGCGGAGCUGCUGACCAGCCGGACACUCUUCCCCGGCACCGACCACAUUCAUCAGCUAAACCUUAUCAUGGAGAUACUCGGCACACCGAACGAUGAGUUCAUGGCGAAAAUCUCCUCGGAAAGUGCCCGCCACUACAUCCGCUCCCUGCCGAGAACGGAGAAGCGGAACUUCAGUGACGUGUUUCGUGGCGCUAAUCCGCUGGCCAUCGAUUUGUUGGAGAAAAUGCUCGAGCUGGACGCGGACAAGCGGAUAACGGCGGAACAGGCCUUGGCCCAUCCGUACCUGGAAAAAUAUGCCGAUCCUUCCGACGAACCGACCUCGUCGUUGUACGAUCAGAGCUUCGAGGACAUGGAUCUACCGGUCGAGCGGUGGAAGGAACUCGUCUUCGAGGAAGUGGUCAGUUUCGUCCCACAGCAGCACGCACACAUUGGCGGUGAGCAGCAGUCGUAAACUACGCGUAAAGGUGGUGUUGAGUUGUGUCCACCGAUUUCCUCAACGCUGUGUUUCCUAUUGCUGCGCGGGAAAACUUGGACCAUCGAACGGAAAGCGUCCUUGCAUGGAUGGCAACAAGCUGAUUCCAUGAUGCUGAUUGUUCCCCAUCGGAACACGGAAACGAUGUGGUGCAUCUCCUGGUGCAACACGGAAAAAUCCCCGGAGCAGAACGAUAGGCCUAGGGGGGAGAAGCAUUGAUUAUGAGUGAGCUUGGCAUAUAGAUGGAAAUUAAUGUUUAGGGGUUUGUUUAUUAGUUUUGGGGCGGUAAAAGCGUAGCACAGGUUAUUCUAAUUAUUAUAUUACGUUUUUCGUAGCCGGUAAUGAGUUGUUGAACGCCAUUCGGAGACUGUGGAGCGAAUAGAAUGCGAGCGGACCUAUUUGACGCCGGUCGCUUUCGGCUGUAAGCGGGCAGUGGACGUACACACAGAUAAAGUAAAAUAAAGCUAUUAACACCAACCAGUGAACAGAACAACAAAACACCACGCUCUAGCACACAAGAGGGACAGGCCACAGGGCAAUAGAUUUAAUCCGGAGCAUAGAGUCAAAAGGCAGCGCACGCUUUAGUGGGGAGUGGAAGAUACAGAGUAACGCUUUUUCAAAACGUCUACAUAAACCACACAGUAGCCUCAAAUAAUAUUAAAAAACACUCGCGUUAAAAUUCAUUAUUGUAAGUAAUAUGUUCCCGAUGGAAGCUUUCUUCCACCGGGCAGUAAAGAAAUUAACACCAUUUGAUACGAAUAAAGUACUUGUGACAAACGUAA
Messenger RNA from Anopheles coustani, 2349 nucleotides. RefSeq names its product mitogen-activated protein kinase p38b-like. Gene Ontology annotation, cellular component: nucleus; cytoplasm. Lineage: Eukaryota; Metazoa; Arthropoda; Insecta; Diptera; Culicidae. Gene Ontology annotation, biological process: intracellular signal transduction; protein phosphorylation. The transcript is spliced from 8 exons. The record is from RefSeq and is a predicted model, not a curated record. Gene Ontology annotation, molecular function: ATP binding; MAP kinase activity. The coding region runs from base 467 to 1546 and encodes 359 amino acids.